Messenger RNA from Adineta ricciae, 1857 nucleotides. NCBI's taxonomy places the organism in Eukaryota, Metazoa, Rotifera, Eurotatoria, Adinetida, Adinetidae. The record is from the annotation of a GenBank genome assembly.
AUGUACGUAUCCGCAACUAUUCCUUACACAUGCAUGCUGGAGAAAAGUGCGGCAGGAAAGCUUCGCAGAAAUUUACACAACAGCAUGCUGGUCACCUCUUCGCAACCAUCAACACAACGCCCAUUGGGUUUAUCAAUCGAGGAACUCUACGCACUAGAUCGCCAGUACCGACGAAUCGAGCAACAGCAGCAGCACUUAUCUCAAUUACCCAAUUCAACAUAUCUAAAAUCAUCGAAUUUGAAUCGCGUAGCUAGUCGUUCACUUGAUUAUAUCACACCAAAACAAACUCCACUCACUAAUCUGCCAACACUCGAAGUGCAUGGUCAUGCAUAUAGUUAUCGUCCGACAGUUCAACCUUCACCGUCGGCUUUCUUAAAUUAUCCACGAUCACAUUCGAUAGAUCAACUCAGAUAUAUUCCUCCUGUGACUUCGGCGCAGUCUUCAACAGUUCUCAAACCCACAUAUCAACGAUCUACAACUACGAACGAUACUCUCCAUCAACGUUAUCAUGCCAGACAUCGCAACUAUUUACAGACUCCCAGCAUGGCUACUAGUAACUCACCAGCUUUUGGAAAUAAAACUUCGUAUAAUAUUCCUACACCAACAACUGAUUGUUUCGAUUCACGAAACACUUGCAAACUUCGUCGACAACCGCCGAUCAAACGGGAAUCAUCACGUCGAAUUCUAGUUCGACCUGUUGUACAACGACGACGCGAACCAUCGAUUAGCUCAUCAUGCGAAUCAUUGGAUGGAUCAUGUCCAACUACUCGUCCUCUUCCACCUGAACAGUCAAAUACUUUUGAUCAAUCUGUACCAUAUACGCCUUCAUCAUCGCUAACAGCUGAAGUUCUCGAAGAACUAAAUAAAGAUACAGAAAACUUAGUAUGCACAACGCCGAACAAUGAUUCCUUAUCUGAUGAUAGUGAUAUAAACUUAUACGAAAUGCGUAUCUCGAUUGGUAAAACGUACGAUACAUCAGAUAUCAGUGUCCAACUAGAAGGACCUAAAAUUCUAAUCCAUUGUCAUACAAUUGAACCAACGGAUAAACGUGGCAAUUAUCGUAAACAUGAAUUCAAAACUGAGUUAUUAGUACCCGAUGUUGUUGAUGAUGAAACAAUCGUUGCUUAUUUAACUGAAGAUGGUCUAUUGAUUGUCGAAGGCAAAUAUCAUCCAUGGGCAUGGAAAGAAAUUCGAAAGAAGAGAAAAUUCGAACAACAAGACACAAAUGCACCUUCAUCAUCAACUCCUCCACCUAGACCGACAGAAUCUUAUUCUCGACCGACCAGAACUGACGGAGGUCCGGAACCAGAGCCAACGACAACGUCACCCAUAUCUAAUUCACAACGAACAACGUCUAAUCCUAACACAAAUUUCAACAACAACAACAAUAAUAAUAACAACAAUAACAAUAACAAUAAUAAUAAUAAUUACUACAAUUACAAUAGUAAUUACAUCGCACCUAUAAAUAAAAUUGAAAAAUUGGACAACAAUCGAACUGUUAUACAUGUCGGUGCACCGCCAUUAUCAUCUUCACCGACACAAGAAUAUCCGGAUACAAGAAGUUAUAGAUUUACCAAUGAUUACCCAUCUCAUCUGAUAUAUCACGUUCGUUUGCCAUUUGAAACAUCUACUGAUGCUAUUCGUAUUCAAUCUGAUCCACAGUUGAAUACUUUGAAAAUCUUCAUUGAACAACAAGAGAGAAGUUUAUUACCACAUCAGCAACAAAGCAAAAUUAUCAUUCGCUCAACUUCACGCGUUUGUCGUUUACCGCGAGAUCAUAUUUAUGAUUACACGCGUUUACAUGUUGUAUUUCUCAAAGAUAAUUAUCUUCGUAUUGAAUUACCAACAUUGAAUUAA